Molecule: messenger RNA, 1867 nt
Organism: Branchiostoma belcheri (Belcher's lancelet)
Lineage: Eukaryota; Metazoa; Chordata; Leptocardii; Amphioxiformes; Branchiostomatidae
Product: caspase-8-like
Exons: 3
Coding region: 599-1612 (337 amino acids)
Biological process (GO): apoptotic process; proteolysis
Cellular component (GO): cytoplasm
Source: RefSeq, a predicted model, not a curated record
CUGUUUGCAAGUCUUCCAUUCGAUUGUUUAAAUAAGACCUACGCCUUACAAUGUCUUAGUACAUAUGUGCAACGCAAUUGUAUUUGCCUCAUACUUUACCCUUCAUAAGUACAAACAUGUCAGAACAUGCCCGUCAUCUAGCCCGUCAUGUUUGGUCCAACAGUAUGGUCACGUACAUAUGUUGUGUGGUUCCACUAUCGUCAGAUAUUUUCCAGCGGCGUUACUGCUAGUAAAGUCAAAACGUAGCUAUAAAACAACGCCAUGAAGAGAAACAAUAUUCAAAUAAAACCUGAUCUCUCCCCUCGCACGAAUACACUAUCAAUUACUCUAGCUUUCUGCUUGAAUGAAACAAUACAAAAAGUACUUUGAGACAGGUUAAAGUUCAUGGAGGCGUUACCAUUGUCCUUGCUGCCGACUUGAUAUGUUUGUCUAGGGAGGGUACAUGUAACGUUACAUGUAUGUAGUCAAACGUUUUCUCACCGCGUGGACCAAAACGACACCGUGUUAGGAGACUACAACAGUAACAGGUAGCUCAGAAAGACAGCUUCCUCAUAUUUUUUUUAUUGUCAAGUCGCACUGCUACGACGGUGACGUCGAAAUGCCGGGGGUGCGUCCACGUCGUCAGAACAACAUGGCCGCCAUAGUUAGACGUCCCGAGUCGUGUGUCGUCGUCAGAGGUCUUCCCGAAAACGAACAUGAAAAUACGGACCUCACGCUGCGGCUGUACAUGUAUUUUACCACCUCCCUCAUCGGUGGUGGUAAAAUAGCUUUCGUGCUAAGGCCAGAAGAAGGAACGGCACUGAUAGAGUUCGUGGAAGAAUCGACUGUGAAAAAAGUCUUGGCCCAGAGAGGACAUAUCCUGAAAUACCGGCGACUCCAUGACGACGAAGAAGUUGAGAUCCCUCUCCAAGUGGAGCCCCUGUCACCCGAGGCAGCUGUGCUGAACAGGAUGUUGACCCACACCGAAGAGAAGCUGACAAUGAUGCGAGAAAGAGUCCUAGCUCUUACUCAAAAACUCGACGACGUCACACUUGAGAAGGAGGAACUCCAGGCAAGAGUAGACGAGCUGGAGCGGAGGCAAGGCCUCAGCCCGGACGACGCGGUGCGAGCCCUCGAGAGCGAGAACGAACGUCUACGAAACCAACUGUACAGAAAAAGGCAAUCUCAGGUCUCACCAAAGGAUCACAUGCGCUCCAAGUCGUACAAUAUGAGUCACAAACCGCGAGGACUGGCCGUCAUCAUCAACAACACCAAAUUCUUACGGCUACAGGAGAGGGUUGGCGCCGAGGCAGAUACAGCUCGAGUUACAAACCUGUUCCAACAACUUGACUUUGACGUGACAUCGCACAGCAACCUCGACCACGCCAAGAUGGUGGACGUGUUCAUCGAACUCGGCCAGGCCGACCACUCCAACUACGACUGCUUCGCUUGCUGCAUCAUGUCGCACGGGACCUCCAGCAAAGUUUUCUCUUCCAACGACGUGGGGAUCGACAUCUGUGAACUCAUGAAACAUGUCAAAAUCGAAAGGUGUCCCAGUCUUGAAGCUAAGGUAAACCCAAACUCUUCUUCAUCCAAGCCUGUCAGGGGGAAGCGGUUCAGGGCCGUGCUCUAGACAACGACACACAUGAUUCCAAACAGUUUUCGUUUAUGUCUCACGAAGCCGACAUCUUUCUUGGCUUGUCUACUGUGUCAGGAUUCGUUUCAAAGCGUAAUUGUGACGGAGCGCCCUACAUUCGCUUCCUCACUGAAGUGUUUGGAAAGUUUGGGCACAAACUUGAUCUUAUGACUAUGAUGGGGAUGAUCUGUGACCAAAUGAACUCUAAAGUCGGAAUGGUGUCUUCCAAUCAUUCUACACUCACUAAAAAUC